Molecule: messenger RNA, 1206 nt
Organism: Trypanosoma theileri
Lineage: Eukaryota; Euglenozoa; Kinetoplastea; Trypanosomatida; Trypanosomatidae
Exons: 1
Coding region: 1-1206 (401 amino acids)
Source: RefSeq, a predicted model, not a curated record
AUGACAACGAUGAUGUUCAAACUGCGCCGUGUGGUGUACCUGUUGGUACUUGUGCAGUGCUUUGUUUGUGUGGCAUAUGCGGAAAGUGCAAAUGGCGUUGAGCAGGGUCCUUCACCCAUUGAGUUAACUGAAGCGGAAAAAGUGAAUCAGUUAAGCAAGACGGUGGCCGAGGUAUACGAGCACAUUGUGCAUAUGUAUGGUUGUCUGUUUGUAUUAGAGGAUAAUACGAAAGUAUGCAAAGGAAAUUCCGACCGUGUUGAACUUGCUACGAGCAAUAUCAAGGGUCUUGUUAAAGAGAUCGAGAAAUUGAAAGAGGAACGAGGAGUGUUGGAGCCAGAAGAGUGGAUGAAAGGAAGAAAGGAUGGUAUACAAAAAAAUGUGAAUGCUAUUGGCAGUUUGAGAAUAUCUCUGAUAGACAUGCGUAUAUUGCAACAUUCAUGUGAGAAUCAAACGUGGGACGUGAAUGAAGACAUGGAGAAACUUGUUGACGCGGGAAAUAAAUUUUUGGGUGUACAUCCAAACGAAGCGCAAGAAACGACAGAAAAAGGUAAACUCAAAAAGAAUAUUAGUGAAGCAAAGCAAGCGUUACUUAACCUCAAAGAACGGCUCAAUUCCGCGCAAGAUGAACUCAAUCCACUGGAGAAGGUCGAUGAACUCAUGGAUGACGCGAGUAAAGCAGUAGGAACCCUCAUGCAGUCUUUGGGAAGUCUCUCAAAGCUCAUAAGUGUUCCAGCAGGCAUCAUGGAUAAUGAAGGAUUAGAAAAAAUAGCAGUGGAGAGGAACGUCACCGUUACUGAAAAACUGAAGGAAGCAAAAGCGAAGGCAGAAAAGGAAUUUCUGCCUCCGGUAGAGGAGGUGCCGGUUAAAGAAGAGGAAAAGCUGCCCUCAGUGAAACCAGAAGAGGAAACAGAGAGUGAAGAUAAAGGUCAACCGCCAAAGGAAACAGAAGAGCCACAGGAUGUUGAAGAGAAGCCGCAGGAGACACACGAAAAAGAAGAGAAUAAGGAAAAUGCUGGAGAGCAAGCAGAAGCCAAACCAGAGCAGGAAGAAAGGAUUGAAGAAGAGUCAAAAAAGCCUGACAAAGAAGAGGAACGGACGCAAACAGCCACGAAUGGGAAUGACAACAGCAACAGUCCUGCAUUAGUGCACAGUCCCUUAUUGUUGCUUCUGCUGUUGUGUGUGUUGGGUUGCACUCUCGUGUGCUGA